GCGUGGGAGUGCUGGCCUGUGCGCAUCGGCGCCUCGUCCAUGCCGACGACAGCUCAAUUGUCACGACACCUGCAUAACAAACAUUAGUGCUACACUGGCGAGAGCAGCUUCGAAAAACACGCUACUCAAAACUCUUUCCCACCAACGUCACACUCAGCAAACAUGUCCCAAAGCCCGGCACCAGAGAGCAACGGCGACUCGAGAGAUCCCAGCGGCUUCUUGAGCGAGAUCAUUGGCGCUCCCGUUACGGUUAAGCUGAACUCUGGCAUCGUUUAUAAGGGCGACCUUCAAUCCGUCGAUGGCUACAUGAACAUUGCUCUCGAGCGGUGUAAGGAGGUCUCAGAAGGACGUGUCACCCGCAACUGGGGCGAUGCGUUUGUGCGUGGCAACAACGUCACAUACAUCUGCGCCGACAACGCAUGAAGAGAAAUACAGGAAUAGUCGAAUACACGCGCCUUCGAGUGACGAAGUCAUGAAGAUACCAUAUCCGCAUUGUUCAUGAACUUAGUUCAAUUGACCGAUUGAGAUAUGUGAUUGCCUUUUGUACUUGCCAAACUAUGACAGUACAUGUUUGAUCCAUCACUUGUCGUCUUGUAUAAGAGUAAGAUGUGGACCGUUUCUUAAAUUCCAUUGAAUUGCCUAGUCGAAUGUCAAAUGGACUCGUUUUGGUACUCGAGUCCCCUCUUUCAGUCCCACUCUAUCGUCGCUGUUUGGUUGAAUUAAAUUCUCAAUAUGUCCGACGCUUUCACCGCAUCUUCAACU
Molecule: messenger RNA, 762 nt
Organism: Boeremia exigua
Lineage: Eukaryota; Fungi; Ascomycota; Dothideomycetes; Pleosporales; Didymellaceae
Exons: 4
Coding region: 163-423 (86 amino acids)
Biological process (GO): mRNA splicing, via spliceosome; maturation of SSU-rRNA
Cellular component (GO): U6 snRNP; sno(s)RNA-containing ribonucleoprotein complex; P-body
Molecular function (GO): RNA binding
Source: RefSeq, a predicted model, not a curated record